Messenger RNA from Elgaria multicarinata webbii, 4017 nucleotides. It is a transcript of the gene CDC25A, whose product is annotated as cell division cycle 25A. The transcript is spliced from 15 exons. Gene Ontology annotation, cellular component: nucleus; cytoplasm. Gene Ontology annotation, biological process: G2/M transition of mitotic cell cycle; positive regulation of G2/MI transition of meiotic cell cycle; positive regulation of G2/M transition of mitotic cell cycle. The coding region runs from base 3 to 1577 and encodes 524 amino acids. Gene Ontology annotation, molecular function: protein tyrosine phosphatase activity. The record is from RefSeq and is a predicted model, not a curated record. NCBI's taxonomy places the organism in Eukaryota, Metazoa, Chordata, Lepidosauria, Squamata, Anguidae.
UCAUGGAGUCCGGUCAGGCUGCCCCACCGCGGGGCCCUCAGCACCGCCGCCGCCUCCUCCUUCUCCACGACCCACCGCCGCGUUUACCUCCGCAAGCGCCGGGACUCGCCAGCCCCGGCGACCGCCGGAGGAGCCUGGGCUGUGGCUGUUCAAAUGAAAAUUGUAUGCAAACAUUAGAAGCAAGGAAUGUCAAUAUGCAAAGGACCUCGUCUUCUGAUUCUACAGAUUCAGGCUGCUGUAUGGAUUCUCCUACCCUUCUUGGCAUGAAAGACCUUGAUGAAACUUUUCGGGUGCCCAUGCGAAGAAUGCAUUCCCUCCCGCACAACCUUCUGGGAUGCAGUCCUGCUCUGAAGAGGAGCCACUCAGAUUUGCUAGGUUGUGACGUCUUCCACGCGUGUGGCCCCGAGGAAAACAAAGAGAAUGAACCCUUUGAAUUUAAGAAACCAACGAAACCAGCUUCUCGUAGCUGUCUGCGGACCUCGUCCCUUGAAGAUGAAAAAGAUGCUUCAGAGCAGAGGCAAAAGUCUGACACAGCAUUUACGUUUUGUAGCGGUGAAACUACUGAAAAAGAUCUUGGAGGCUGCAGCCCAGCAUUCCUGAGGCGGCGAUCUCGAAAGGCCUCGGAAAUAGAAGAUGAUGAUGAUGAUGAUGGGUUUUUAGAGAUAAUUGAUGGUCAGGAUGUCCAUAAUGAUGAAGAAAUGCCCUCUGAUGUGGCAAGCCUUUGGACGGCUCCUCUAGUUAUGAAGAAAGGAGAGGGUACCCAUAAUAAACAGUGCAGGUUGUUGAGCCUGGAAGGCAAGCCGUACAGCAUGGCCAAAGCUGUCCUGAAAAGAAUGGAGAGAUCCCAUGAAGAGAAUUCACCAGGUUUCAGCAAAAGAAGGCGAAAUGUCUGUGGAGCACCUUCUGAAGAACUAACGAGUCUGGUUCUGGUUGGGACGCAGUCAUUGUCCUCCUCCUCCUCCUCCUCCUCAGCUGAGAUAGAGAGCAUUUUGGACAGUGACCAAAGGGAUCUUAUUGGAGAUUUUUCAAAGGUUUACCUUUUCCAUACUGUAGAUGGGAAACACCAAGAUCUGAAGUAUAUUGACCCAGAAAUGAUCGUUGCAGUUUUGAAUGGCAAGUUUUCAAGGUUCAUUAAGGAGUGUGUGAUCAUUGACUGCCGAUACCCCUAUGAGUUUGAAGGAGGCCAUAUCAAGGGUGCUGUAAACCUUCACAUGGAAGAAGACGUAGAGGAGUUCUUGCUGAAAAAGCCCAUCAUGUCAUCUGGCAACCAGCGAGUCAUCAUCGUCUUCCACUGCGAGUUCUCAUCAGAGCGGGCCCCUCGGAUGUGCCGGUUUGUCAGGGAGAGAGACAGGCUUGGCAAUGAGUACCCCAGUCUGCACUACCCUGAACUGUAUGUCCUGAAAGGGGGCUACAAGGACUUCUUCUUAAAAUGCAAGAGCUACUGUGAACCACAGAGCUAUCGCCCCAUGCACCAUGAAGACUUCAAGGAGGACUUACGGAAAUUCCGCACGAAGAGCAGGACGUGGGCAGGGGAGAAGAGCAAAAGGGAGCACUACAGCCGCCUGAAAAAGCUCUGAGAGUGGCCGGCGGGGCAGAGGGCAGCUGGAUUCCGCCCAGCCUGCAAGGGGAAUCUCAGGCGGCACAAGCGGUUACUUCAGCCACGUGCCUUGCAGGACUUAAGUUAUUCCUCGCAUGGUCUUCGCUUCACCCCCCACCGAAUCUCUUCCAAUGAAACAAUGUGGAGCGCUGGGAUUGCUGCCUUGGAAGCAUGGAGGCCGAGAGUCUGCAUUCUGUUCAUGAAUCCUGGGUUUUCCCAUGUGCUUCUCAAGACAAUCUUUGUAAGCAGCAUACAUGUGGGAAGCAGGCGAAUGUAACUGCUCUGUGGAGUCUUCAUUGUAAGAUAGUCGUGUGGAUUUUAAAAUUGUGCCCUUUUUAUUUUUAAUACAGUCAUAUGAAGCUAAUUUUACCCUGAGGCUGAGUUACCUGGGUUGAUUCGUGGCCCUGGGGAGCCCAACCAGCAGGAUGAGUCUCCAAGAGCUCACCUGUGAGCCACAGGUCUGCUUUCUCUUGCUUAGCUCAUGUGCAGGAAAUACUGCAUAUGAGUGCUUGUGAUGAAGAUGUGUGGACAAGUAUUUCCCGGAACUGAAUGGGCUUCUUGGAUCAAAGUAUUUACCUGCUGCCAAACAGGAAUCCGCUUCAGGUUGUCAACUUGCUGUUUUUGACUCCACCUUAACUGCUUCAUAAAAAAAAAAGAAACGCGGUGCUAGAAGUGGCACUUUACAUAAAGGCCGCAGAGCAGGAGGUGACGCUUGAAGUGGCCUUGUGCCAAAGGUAGCGAACUGCAUAAUAUAUUCACACCAUGUGUGUUCAUUAAGGAGGUAGGAUUGUAGCAGGCCACUAGAAGGUAAACCUGGCCUGGAGCAAUCGAGGUGUGUUUUCUCCCCACCCCAUCAUUUCUAACCUGAGGUUUACUGAACUCCUUUAAAGAAGUUGGCUCCCUUGUGCACCUGCUUCAGGGAGGAAGGGUUACAAAGGCCAGUAUUUCCCUUCCUCUUAAAUGACUGAACGCUAAGGAUGGAGCUACCCAAGUGCUUUCUAAGGAGGGCAUGGCCAAAGCGAGGUGCUACGGUAAGCUUGUUGAAGUUGCUGUUUGGCUUUUAUCCCCGUGGCUAAAUGCUGGUGGUAGAAAGGGCUGGAGUAGUUCUAAUCCUGGCAGAUACGUCAGCUCAAGUAUAUGUGUUCAUAUUUACAUGUAACACUGAAAAAAAAUGGGUUCACAAGCUUCAGCAAAGACUGCCCACCCCCACCCCCCCAUACUCUCAUAAGAAACCAGUUGUGGGCUUCAUCUUAUUACCUUGUUAAUGUACUUCCACACAGCAUUCCAGCCACAUGACCAUAGCUACACUUGCUUUGUUGUGGAUGUUAAAUUGUUCAAGCUCCUGUCACACCUCUGACUGCCUCUGUUUAGAGCCCACCAAGACUGCUGGCAAGAGCAUCUUUUUCUAGCGGAAGCCCUUGCUUCGGGGCGUUAAUCAUAGAGCCAGACGCCAGAGUGUCUGCUCCAACCCUGGCAAGGGUUGGCGGUGGCAGCAACGAAGAAGGAAGAAAAAUAGUGCCAGGAAAAGUGAGUGGAGGCAAAGGUGAAAUGCCGUGUCCUUCGGUCACUUGGGGGCUGUGGCAACUAUCAUGGGAAGGGUGGGAGGGGAAGCAGAAAUUUAAGAGGCAGCGAAGAGGUGAAAAAGAAACCUGGGUGGUUGCUGCAAGGGUGUGUCUUGUGCUCCCCCUCCUCCUCCUCCUCCUCCUCCUCCCUCAUGAUAUGAGAAAACGGGGGCAGAAGCCACAUUUUGUACCAUGGGAAGGGUGGGGGAGCCUGGGAAAACAGUAGGUCUACAAAGUGGUGCCAAAUGAAAGCUUUGCACUGAGGCAGCUCAGAAACCCCCAUCUAGCAGUGGUCCCUUGGGGGGCUGCAGGCAAGCUGUGGCUUGACCACCCCUGAAUUAGGCCAUGCUAUUACUUGGCCUCUGCGCAAGUGUUCAGUGUUCCCCAUCCCCCUGCAACUCAAGCGUAACUCAUACAAUGCACUUGAGUGCAAGGCGGCCUCCCAUCCAGCAGUUGGAAGGAUGUGGUCCUCAAACUGGUGAGUGCUUAAACCGGCUGAAUUACUGUCACAAACGCCCAGGCUUUCCUCCAUUCUUUGAAAGGCACCAGCUGUCUGCCAGGACAUUCUACAGUUUCCUUGCUGCCUUCCUGAGAACAUUCUCAAAAGUGCUUAUUCCAUCUCCUGAAAGCCCACUUCCUGAUAUUGAGAUGCAUGUAUUGUUUGUUCCAAGUGGCCAUUUGUCUUUUUAAUUUGACAUUUGCACAUAAUCUCAUUCAAGCUGAGGGCAAAUAAUGUGCUUUUAAUAUAAAUGCUUUUUAGGGUGAGGGGGGAAAUUAAAUGAUAUUAAGGCUCCUGCAAGGAAUCUUGCUGAAAUUAUCUGCUUCUGUGGCCUCAGGAAAUAAAUUGCCCAAUAUGUU